This is a messenger RNA of Nymphaea colorata (pocket water lily), 1685 nucleotides long. RefSeq lists its product as uncharacterized. The record is from RefSeq and is a predicted model, not a curated record. The coding region runs from base 553 to 1569 and encodes 338 amino acids. The transcript has a single exon. Lineage: Eukaryota; Viridiplantae; Streptophyta; Magnoliopsida; Nymphaeales; Nymphaeaceae.
AGCUGGGAAGAGAGAGGAAGAGACUGGAGAGAGGGUGGCUUGUGUCGUCCACCCACCGCGUCGUUCGCGUCAUCGUCAUCUCUUCCACUCAUUUUUUUUUCCAUCAUUUCUCGCACUAUUUUAUUUGCGUUUUCUGCAGCCGCUGGCUCUUCUUCUUCUUCUUCUUCUUUCACACUCUAGCUCUGCUUAGAUCACUUACAGAAUUUGUCUCCUCCGUCGGUCAUCACAUCUUACGACCAUGAAAGAGAGGAAGAGGAAGGAGCACCACCAUCACCAACGAUAUGAAAUGCUUAUUAGGAUUCCCAUCUAAAAUCUGAACGGACUUCCAGAAUCUCCUCUGUCUGCAGGCAAAAAAGGAACAGGAAAAAAGGGCUUUGGAAAAACAAAGGGAACAGCGGCAAAGAAGGAAAGAAAAAAACAAAAGGAAAACUCAGGAGUGCAGUGACUGUCUUACUCUUUUCCUCUGAACUCCUUCCUCCACACUCAAUCAAUCACAGCGAGAGAGAGAUAUUUUGCAGGGAGCUCGCUAGCAGGCACUCGAUCGAUAGGAGGAUGAAGCUGUCGACGAAGCAGAUCCAGAGCCCCGGUCGGACGGACAAGUAUCCGCCUACGCCGCUGCUGAUGAGGAGGCUGAGGUUGCAGGGGGGAAGCCGGAGGGCGACGGCUCGGUCCAAACGCACCUUCUCGCUCCUCAGGAGGAGGGCCUCAAAUUACGAGGCCACCACCACGCAGGAGCCAUCCUCCCCCAAGGUCACUUGCAUCGGCCAGGUUCGCGUCAAGAAGAAAAAGCCUUCGUCCUCUUCGUCCUCCACCGCACCCAGCACCACCACCUCCCGCCGGAAGUUUUCCGUGUUCUGCCGCUGCUUCCCGGGGAAACCCCCCGGGAAAUCGAAGUCCAGCAGUCAUGGAACCGUAUGGCGCAGGUUCAUGACGGCCAUCCACGAUCCCUUAAAUAAGCACGCAGAAGAGGUGGAGGAGGAGGACGAUGAUGAAGACGUCCGGGUGAAGGAAAGGGUCGCGGCAUUUGUUCCCAGAGAGAAUGACGAAUUGAGGGCGAGAGACUCGAAGGACGAAGAGACAGAAGGUGGAAAGGGGGAAGAGAGGGCGGCGGCGGAGCCGCCGAAGAACGCCCUGCUGCUGAUGAGGUGCCGAUCGGCGCCGCUGAGAGACUCGUCUCCCAUGAGCCGCUUCUGGGAGUCCCCCGUCGUUAACUCGAGAGGCGAGCAAGUAAUGCAGAACGGGAAUGAGGAGCUCACCGACGGUGGAAAGGAGGGGAAUGAAGAAGAUGAGGCCUCAGCGGCACUACCACCGCCGCCGCCCCCAUCGCCGCCUCAGCCAGCACCGGCGGCAGAUCUGGGCAGGGCUUCGACAGAUGGCAUCGUUUCAGGUGGGCGGAGGAGAAGGAGGGACGGGGAGAGCGAGUGGGCGUGCGAGGGCAUCUCGGGGAUCGCAAAAGGCGGUGAGAUCUCGCCGGUGUUGACGCGGUGCAAGUCCGAGCCCAGGCCGCACACCCCCGCCGGGAUUUUCCCGGAGGCCUACUUUUGGAAGCGAAGAGUGGGUUUCUCAUAGAAGUAAUAUUUUUUUUGUUAUUAUUUACUAAUUAAAUUUAUUUUUAGUCAUAAAAGUGCUCCAAAGUAGAAAUGAAUUGUGAAUUAUGAAUAUUAAUAAUGGAUUUUUCUUUUUUU